Messenger RNA from Austrofundulus limnaeus, 1530 nucleotides. It is a transcript of the gene dmbx1a, whose product is annotated as diencephalon/mesencephalon homeobox 1a. Gene Ontology annotation, molecular function: RNA polymerase II transcription regulatory region sequence-specific DNA binding; DNA-binding transcription factor activity, RNA polymerase II-specific. The record is from RefSeq and is a predicted model, not a curated record. Lineage: Eukaryota; Metazoa; Chordata; Actinopteri; Cyprinodontiformes; Rivulidae. Gene Ontology annotation, biological process: regulation of transcription by RNA polymerase II. The transcript has 4 exons. The coding region runs from base 85 to 1227 and encodes 380 amino acids.
UUCCCGGGUUUUUUCAGCGUCAGAGCGCGCGGCCUGUGCGCUGAUCCCUGCUGUUUCCCGCCCUCCAGGUGCCGACCUCCCAGCAUGCAACACUACGGGGUGAACGGCUACUCCCUGCACGCCAUGAACUCCCUGAGCGCCAUGUACAACCUGCACCAGCAGGCCCAGCACGCGCAGCACGCGCCCGACUACCGGCCCUCGGUGCACGCGCUCACGCUGGCCGAGCGACUAGCUGACAUCAUCCUGGAGGCCCGCUACGGCUCCCAGCACCGCAAGCAGCGCCGCAGCCGCACCGCCUUCACCGCGCAGCAGCUCGAGGCGCUGGAGAAGACCUUCCAGAAGACCCACUACCCGGAUGUGGUGAUGAGGGAGCGGCUGGCCAUGUGCACCAACCUGCCCGAGGCGCGCGUGCAGGUUUGGUUUAAAAACCGAAGAGCAAAGUUCCGUAAGAAGCAGCGCAGCCUCCAGAAGGAGCAGCUUCAGAAGCAGAAGGAGGCAUCAGGAGAAGGAGGGAGUGAGAAGGAGGGCACCGUCCUUCCUGACGCCCUGCUCCCUCCUUCGUCCUCCUCCGUGGAGACGGAGUGUCUGGCGGUCCGUCCCGUACCUGUGGACAUGGAGCUGAACGUGACCUCGGCAGAACAUUCUGGCAGCGACUCGGCAACAGAGGACAACGUGACCGAUAAGGAGGACGAGAGCAAAUGUAGCAGGGAGGAGAUGGAGCGAGCGCUGCUGACGCCUGGAGACACGUCCCCAGCCCCACCCUGCAGAAGACUCAGCCCCAAACCAGAUUCUCCCUUGGUUUCUCCCUCCGGGACGCCCUCGUCCUCCAGCAGCAGCAGCCUGACCACCGGCCCCCUCUCACAGAGCCACUCCUACUCCUCCUCUCCUCUCAGCCUGUUUCGUCUGCAGGAACAGUUCCGCCAACACAUGGCGGCCACCAACAGCCUGGUGCCCUACCCAGCGUUUGACCUCACCGCCCCGUCUUCCCUGCCCUACCUGGGGAUGAAUGUYAACAUGCCCCCCGCUCCGCUGGGCUCUCUGCCUUGCCAGUCCUACUACCAGUCGCUGUCCCACCAUGCCCAGCAGGUGUGGAGCAGCCCGCUGCUGCAGGCGUCUGCUGCAGGGGGGCUCGCCAGUCCCAACAGCAAGACCACCAGCAUYGAAAACCUGCGUCUGAGGGCCAAGCAGCACGCCGCCUCUCUGGGACUGGACACACUGUCUAACUGAGGYUUUGGGGAUGGGGGGUGUAAAUUCAACCUGCACAUCAACACACAUCCUGUACUGAUCCAGAUCUUCAGCAGACACUCACCUGUGGCUCUGUUAGGUUCACCUGUUCAGCCAACCCGUUCUCACUCCCAGGUCGUCACAUAUUGACGCUCUUCCAAGGUUCCCUCUGCGUCCGAUUUUGACGCAUCAGGUACCCCCCUCGCAUCAUUUUUUAACGAGAUGGGGCAGGAUCUGUUGUCAUAAUUUCWGAAAGUGUAGAAAAUGCACAAAAACUACCGUCCCAAAGCCUAAAAUUACCUUUAU